Onthophagus taurus is the source of this 449-nucleotide messenger RNA. RefSeq lists its product as uncharacterized. The record is from RefSeq and is a predicted model, not a curated record. NCBI's taxonomy places the organism in Eukaryota, Metazoa, Arthropoda, Insecta, Coleoptera, Scarabaeidae.
UUUCAUCGAGAAACAACAAUCACUUCAAAUCAUCCAACAUGAAAUUCCUCAUCGUUGCUACUUUCGUUGCUUUGUGGUGCUUCGUCGUAAGCCAGCAAAUUGGUGCAGAAAAUGCCAACGCUACCGUUGCUGGAAAUCAAACUUCUCCAGGGGUACCUACUGUUGAUCAAGGAAAUAAAACCACAUUAGACAAUUCUUCUGUUCCACAACCAGCUUUAGAACCACAACAGUCCCCACAAUCGGCCGGUGCUGCUACUCCACAGAAACCAGUUCGUUUGGUUAGGGACAGCUACCAAAAACAACACCACGAAUCUCAACAUAACACCAAAUCCAAAUCUAUGUAAACAAAAUGUUGGGAUAAAAUGGACUGGAAUGAUGACGACCAAUUUUUAUUUUUAUUAUAAAAAUCUUAUUUUUUCAAUUUUUUGUUAAAAAUUAUUUGAAAAAAA